GUGACAAAGCAAUCAUUGUCCACGCUGUAUCGUAAUGGCUCAAGGUAAACAUUAAUAGAUAAUUUGAGUAAUGAGAUGAGCAGGACUCCUUCAUCAGAGAGAAAAUUACUUAAUGCCAGUCAAAGUUUUGGGUAUAUAUUCUUGCAUGCUUGCAAUGUGCAUCAUAAACUUUACCAGCCUAUUCCAAUAUUGACAAAAAUGAUUUCCCGACGACUAUUCCAGAACUCUGAUGAUGUGGACAUAAUGCAAUCAGCAAUUGUUACCCUGAAUUUUGAUUCAACACCAGAGAAAGAAAGCAGAAGUAUACUGUCAUUCAUCACACCAAGUACCAAGAGAAAUAUAUUUCCUCAGCCGGAUAAAGAUAUCAGUGAUUGUUUGGAUGCUCAAGUUAAUACCACACUGAAGAUUUCAGCCAAACGAAAGCUGGACAACGAUAACGUUUCUGUACCAAAGCGACGCAAACACAAUGUCGAUGUGAAAACAGUUGUAAAUACUCUCACAGAAAACGAUAAUUUGAUUGCAGAUGGCAGUAGAACAUACAGUUUACCAACAGUACAGGGAAAGCAUCAAGAUUUAAAGAGCAUCUCACCACAGACUCUCGCGGACGUUGCUGAAGGUCAUUAUGAUGACACCAUAGAUAGUUUCCGGAUAAUCGACUGUAGGUACCCAUACGAAUUUGAUGGUGGUCAUGUCAGAGGGGCGGAAAACAUGUAUUUACACGAGACCAUUUUAACGCUGCUACAGAAACCAACAACAGAAAAACAAGUUCUAAUCUUUCACUGUGAGUUUUCAUCAGAACGAGGUCCAAAAAUGUUAAGAUUCCUUAGAAGUAAAGACAGGGAACUAAACAAAGAAAACUACCCUGCAUUGAACUUUCCAGAAAUUUAUCUUCUUGAUUGUGGAUACAAGGCUUUUUUCGGCGAAAUUCCUGAACUCUGUGACCCGGUCAGUUACCGACCAAUGCUUCAUUCUGACCAUUCAACAGAUUUACGCCACUUUCGAGCAAAAUCUAAAUCAUGGACAGCAGGAGAAAAAAGACGAUAUGCAAGAAAAUCAAUGCGAUUCUAA
This is a messenger RNA of Mytilus trossulus (common blue mussel), 1068 nucleotides long. RefSeq names its product M-phase inducer phosphatase-like. Bases 76 to 1068 code for a protein of 330 amino acids. Gene Ontology annotation, biological process: positive regulation of G2/MI transition of meiotic cell cycle; protein dephosphorylation; positive regulation of G2/M transition of mitotic cell cycle. Gene Ontology annotation, molecular function: protein tyrosine phosphatase activity. Lineage: Eukaryota; Metazoa; Mollusca; Bivalvia; Mytilida; Mytilidae. The transcript has a single exon. Gene Ontology annotation, cellular component: cytoplasm; nucleus. The record is from RefSeq and is a predicted model, not a curated record.